Messenger RNA from Henningerozyma blattae CBS 6284, 2601 nucleotides. RefSeq names its product H(+)-transporting V0 sector ATPase subunit a (gene VPH1). Gene Ontology annotation, molecular function: proton-transporting ATPase activity, rotational mechanism; ATPase binding. The transcript has a single exon. Gene Ontology annotation, biological process: proton transmembrane transport; vacuolar acidification. Lineage: Eukaryota; Fungi; Ascomycota; Saccharomycetes; Saccharomycetales; Saccharomycetaceae. The record is from RefSeq and is a predicted model, not a curated record. The coding region runs from base 1 to 2601 and encodes 866 amino acids. Gene Ontology annotation, cellular component: vacuolar proton-transporting V-type ATPase complex; vacuolar proton-transporting V-type ATPase, V0 domain; fungal-type vacuole membrane.
AUGGCAUCUGCAGUGGCUCCUCCCAAAGAUGAAGCCAUCUUCCGUUCUGCAGAAAUGUCAUUGAUUGAAUUUUAUAUCUCUCAAGAAAUCGGUAGAGACGCUGUGUACACUCUUGGCCAGUUGGGUUUAGUUCAGUUCAGAGACUUGAAUUCCAAGAUUCGUCCCUUCCAAAGAACUUUUGUUAAAGAGAUUAGAAACCUAGAUAAUGUCGAGAGACAAUAUAGAUAUUUCUUCAAGUUAUUAUUGAAACAUGACAUUCAAUUAUAUGAAGAUGAAACUUUGAUUGAAUCAUUCAAAUUAACUCAAAAGAAGGAUUUCAACAUUGAAUCGAUUCAAGUUUCUCCAAACAAUUCCAUCAUUGGUGAUCAUAUGACUAAUGCCACAUAUUUAGAAACAAGAUUGCUUGAAAUGGAGGAAGCUGUGGACUCCUUAGAGACUCAAAAAGCUGAUUUGGAGCAAUACCGUAUUGUUUUACAAAGUGGUGAUCAAUUCUUUGAAUCUAUCGAGCAAGGUAAUCCAGAACUAUUGAAUUUGAGUAGUUCUAAUGGUAAUGAUAUUGAAACCAAUGUAUUGAGUGGUGGGGUCUUACCUUCAUCAGUCAACUAUGUCACAGGUGUUAUUGCUAGAGAAAAAAUUGGUGUUUUAGAACAAAUUCUUUGGAGAGUCUUGAGAGGUAAUUUAUUUUUCAAAUAUUUGGAAAUUGAAGAACCUAUUUAUGAUUCUCAAUCAAAGACCAAGAUUUACAAAAAUGUCUUUAUUGUCUUUUCUCAUGGUGACAUGAUCAUGAAGCGCAUUAGAAAGAUUUCUGAAUCCUUGGAUGCUAAAUUAUAUGAUGUUAGUGAAAAUGAACAAGAAAGAGGUGCCAAAUUAAACAAAGUUAAUCAAUCUUUAACUGAUUUAUACACUGUCUUGCAGACCACUUUGACUACUUUACAAAGUGAAUUAUAUGCCAUUGCCAAAGAAUUAAAUUUCUGGUUCCAAGAUAUUGCUCGUGAAAAAUCAGUUUAUGAGACUUUAAAUAAAUUCAGCAGUGAUUCCAAUCGUAAGAUUUUAAUUGCGGAAGGGUGGGUCCCCAAGGAUCAAAUUUAUAUCUUACAACAAUGUAUGGAUCAAAUGAUUGCAAGAUUGGGUAUUGAUUCUCCAUCUAUUAUUCAAAUUGUGGAAACUAACAAGACUCCACCAACUUAUCAUCGUACCAACAAAUUCACUGAAGGUUUCCAAAAUAUUUGUGAUUGUUAUGGUAUUGCCAAAUAUAGAGAAGUUAAUGCCGGUUUACCUACCAUUGUGACUUUCCCCUUUAUGUUUGCUAUCAUGUUUGGUGAUAUGGGCCAUGGGUUUUUAAUGUUUUUAUGUGGGUUAUGCUUAGUAUUGAAUGAAUCCAAGAUUGAUAAGAUGAAACGUGGUGAAAUUUUCGAUAUGGCUUAUUCUGGUAGAUAUAUUGUCUUGAUGAUGGGGUUGUUUUCCAUGUACACUGGGUUCUUGUACAAUGAUAUCUUUUCAUUGUCAAUGACUUUCUUUAAGAGUGGCUGGGAAUGGCCUAAAGAAGGUUGGAAAGAAGGUCAAAGUAUUGAAGCCACUGCUACCGGUGUUUACCCUAUCGGGUUGGAUUGGAUUUGGCAUGGAACUGAAAAUGCUCUUUUGUUUUCCAAUUCAUACAAGAUGAAAUUAUCCAUCAUCAUGGGGUUCAUCCAUAUGUCUUAUUCCUACAUGUUUUCUUUAGUGAAUGCCAUUAAUUUCCAAUCCAUGAUUGAUAUCGUUGGUAAUUUCAUCCCAGGUUUAAUUUUCAUGCAAAGUAUCUUUGGUUAUUUAUCAUUAACCAUUGUUUACAAAUGGUCCAAAGAUUGGAUCAAAGAUGGUAAACCUGCACCUGGUUUGUUGAACAUGCUAAUCAACAUGUUUUUGGCUCCAGGUGUCAUUGACGAUGAAUUGUAUAGGCAUCAAGGUAAAGUUCAAGUUGUAUUAUUAUUCCUUGCUUUGAUUUGUAUCCCAUGGUUAUUAAUUGUUAAACCAUUGCAUUACAAAUUGACUCACAAGGAGAAAUCUAUAGAAUCCUCUGAUGACCACGAAACACAACACCUAUUACAAUCAACGAACAACAACCGUGAAGAAGAUGGUGAUGAACAUCUAUUGGAAAUCGAAGAACAUGACCAAGAUGCCGAUGAAGAUGAGGCUGCUCAUGGCGAAGGCUUCAGUGAUUUAAUGAUUCAUCAAGUCAUCUAUACUAUUGAAUUCUGCUUAAACUGUGUUUCUCACACUGCCUCAUAUUUAAGAUUGUGGGCUUUAUCCCUAGCUCAUGCACAAUUAUCCAGUGUCUUAUGGACCAUGACUAUCAAGAUUGCAUUUGGAGUCCCAGGUUUAUUAGGUGUUUUGAUGACUGUAUUCUUAUUUGGUAUGUGGUUUGUUCUAACAUGUACCGUGUUAGUGGUCAUGGAAGGUACCAGUGCCAUGUUACAUUCUUUAAGAUUACAUUGGGUGGAAUCCAUGUCCAAGUUCUUUGUCGGUGAUGGUGUUUACUACACUCCAUUUGCCUUCCAAUACAUCGAUUUGGAAGAUUUCACAGCAGCUGCUAAAGUAAACACAGCUGCAGCUGGAGAUGAAUAA